AUGAGUAGCACGCAGAACAGUUACAAAGUUGUCGUUGUUGGCUCAUCUGGUGUCGGCAAGACAGCUAUUGUUCAACGUUUAGUUGAUGGAACCUUCUCUGAUGAAGGUCAAAGUACAGUUGGUGUUGAAUUUAAAUCUCAUUCUGUUACCUUUGAUGAUGAAGUUAUGAAACUUUCAAUUUGGGAUACAGCAGGUCAAGAAAGAUUCCGUUCCGUAUCAAAGGCAUACUUUAGAAACGCCGUUGGAGCUAUUCUCGUUUUUAGUUUAGAUGAUGCACAAUCUUUCAGUGAGCUUGAUGGCUGGCUUAACGACCUUCAUGCUCUAUCAACACCAAACGCUGUUAUACUUCUUGUUGGCAACAAAGCAGAUAUCGCUGAUAAAGUAGUUACAACAGCAGAAGCAGAAGCAUUCUCAAAGAGACAUGGACUUGAAUACUUAGAAACAUCCGCAAAAGAUGGUGUUAACAUUAACGAUACAUUUGUACGCUUAGCUCGUGCUAUUAAUGAGAAAGUUAAGAAAGGCGAACUCCGCGGAACAUUCCAGGCUCCAUCAACUUCACCAAUUGGUCCAAGACCAGUUCAAGCUACACCAUCUCAAGGUGGCUGCAACUGCUAA
Trichomonas vaginalis G3 is the source of this 615-nucleotide messenger RNA. Its product is annotated as regulation of endocytosis. Bases 1 to 615 code for a protein of 204 amino acids. The transcript has a single exon. Lineage: Eukaryota; Parabasalia; Trichomonadida; Trichomonadidae. The record is from RefSeq and is a predicted model, not a curated record. Gene Ontology annotation, molecular function: GTPase activity; GTP binding.